CCUCCACCCCAAGUGACACACUGGCCACGCCGCUUGUCAUAUAUAUCCGCGCCCUCUCCUUCCUGCUUCUCGCCCCAUCUCUCAUCCCUCAUCCCUCAUCGACACUUUACCCCGUCAUGCACGGCAACCGCUACCGCUCUCCUGCCAACAACCCAGCAUCGACGAAGAAGACUCCACCCUCGAAGCAGGGCGGCCCUGCCCUUUCGGGGCCUAGCCACUCUCCCCACGACAAGGACGUGGGCGCCGACGUGGGCACUUUCGCACGCUCGCGCAACCGGCCGCGCAACCGUCGACGCAAGGGCGGGCGUCUGCAAGACGAGAAUCAGAAGGGGCCGAUACCCGGAUCGCAGCGCCACCACGAGGUACAACUUCACCGAGAGUCGGAGGCCAAAUCCUCCGAGAGGCCUUCUUGGGAGGAGGUUUUCGCGCGGAUGGCGGACGAGGCUGAGCUCGAGUUGAGCGCCGACGACCCCGCUGAUGGGUGGGGGGAGCCGCCCAAGUCGAAGCUCAGGCGUCUGCGCGUGGAGAAGUGGCUUCUUGGGGUCGUUCCCGGCGCCGCACCUUUUUAGAUGGUCAAGACGUAGAAGUGCAGUCUCCUUGCCGAUGUAUCAUAGCCUUAGGGUGCCAGCACAUGCUAGCUCUCGAAUCAGUCCAGCUGUAUCUAUGGC
Cutaneotrichosporon oleaginosum is the source of this 668-nucleotide messenger RNA. RefSeq lists its product as uncharacterized. Lineage: Eukaryota; Fungi; Basidiomycota; Tremellomycetes; Trichosporonales; Trichosporonaceae. The record is from RefSeq and is a predicted model, not a curated record.